AUGGGGUCACCUGUAAAAGCUCGAGAAUGGGAGAAAACACUCAAAGUCAAGUGUCGACUGUGUGGUGGGUUGCGUUGCAAGCGAUGCAGUGAAAGUGCAGCACUGGCGAAACAGGAUUCCCCUGUAAAGGGGUUGCAUGCUGACUGGGUGGCCGAUUGCGCCUUGGCAAUGAUGCGUCCGUCCUCACGCCUCAUGAACGAAUACAAAAUCGCCGAGCAAUUCCACAAACUGAAUAUCACAGCUGUCUUCAACUUGACACUUCCUGGUGAACAUCCUUAUUGUGGUGACGGUCUUGGCACCAGUGGCUUCCCGUAUGACCCUGAAAAGGAUCUUAUGGCUGAAAACAUUCGGUUCUACAACUUUGGUUGGGAAGAUAUGACGACGCCGGCAUUGGCAUUCAUGAUGGACAUCGUCAAGGUCAUCGCUUCCGUUUUACUCACGGGUCGUCAUAAAGUAGCUGUGCAUUGUCAUGCUGGCUAUGGACGCACUGGAAUUGCCAUUGCCUGUGCUCUCAUCUUCCUCCACAAUAUCCCACCUGAGCUAGCAAUUCGUUUAGUGCGUCGAGAUCGUCCUGGGUCCGUCCAGACGGCUGGCCAAGUUCAAUUCGUGCAUGAUUUCCACGCAUACCUCAACGCCGCUCGCGUUGUGUUCGCCUUGCCAACAAUUCAUGAUCGAUUUACACUUGCAGAGACUGUGGAGCAUCAGAAUCGUCGUCUACAUGGUGCAGGUGCGGUAAACUCGAGCUUACCGAGAGUGCUUGACUUCCUCUGCGCUGAAGUGGAAGGCGCAAUAACCGCAUCUUCCGACGUCGUGACAGUUGCUUCGGCUUUCGUCAAUCAUCUGUGCGUUCGUCAGCAAGAAGCUUGGCCCCGAACGAUCGAAUGUACCAAAGAGUCCUAUCGUCCCACAUCCUCGGACAACGCUGAACUACUUGAUCGGCAUCGACAGUUUAUCGGGGCAGUAGCGAACGAGUCUUUUAAGGACAACGACGGCAUUUCUUUUGAUACCAUUGAACCUCCCGAGCCUGCAACCAGAGAACUACUCUUCCCAAUUAAAGUCGGCUUCAACGUCGGUGAAUGGAACUGGGAACAAGCCUCAGCGUCGUGUCCGAAUGCCUCGACUCGCGCGGUUUUACUGCUUGACUGGCUCGAACAUCUACGAGAGCCUUUAGUAAGCAGCCAACUCGUAGAGAAACUGUUGCAUGUAUCCCCAGUGCCACCGUUAAAACUCCCCACAACAACCUCUGGCCACCCUGGUGCGAUACAACAUGCUCGAAGCGAAAGCGAAACUCUCGGCAACACGAGUAACAGCAACUACCAGUUCCAAGGCCUUCACCAACUACCAGCAUACGCCAUGCGAUCUCUGGAUCGAAUUCUGUCUUGUAUGCGUGUUCUCCAAGCUAAAUUGGAGCCAUUCGCGACAGGAGACAUGCUGUUUGAUGCAGUUUGUGUACGCACUGCGAUGGCUUUAUUCCAUCUCUCUUCUACUAGCUGCACAACGUCUUCACUGCGACGGCAUGCGGAUUGUGUCGCACUGUUACUUGAUAAGUGGCAUACACCUAAGCGACUAGAACUCAACUUGGAAUCGCUACAAAAGCUCAGCGUCCAUAGACCUUCCACUUGUCGUCUCACUCAUUCGGCCAGCACUCUCAGCUACAGCUCCGAGACCGACACGACAUACGCAAGACCCAGUAUUUCCUGUGGUGCUAUCAUUACAUCUUCACCACGACCAUCGCCACGCCCAUCGUCUCCAGUCAAAGUCGACCCUCUAUUAGCCAGCGUCAGACGAGAGGAGGAUGACAAACCAUUGUGUCUAUCACUACCGUCAACACCAAAGAAGAUGGAUCUAAGUCCGUUAGCAACACAACUACUACCAGAGAAAGACUCGGAGCUAAGCGACGACAGCUUUGGGAUGACCUUCUCGACCGAGUUCACAGCUAGCAACGUCAGUCUCCAGCUGGAUUCGUCUGCACUGCCAAGUGUACGUGACGGAGGACGCUACAGCAGAAGGUCAGGGAGUAUUGUUAAAUAG
Molecule: messenger RNA, 2031 nt
Organism: Phytophthora infestans T30-4
Lineage: Eukaryota; Oomycota; Peronosporomycetes; Peronosporales; Peronosporaceae
Exons: 4
Coding region: 1-2031 (676 amino acids)
Biological process (GO): cilium assembly; protein dephosphorylation
Molecular function (GO): protein tyrosine phosphatase activity
Source: RefSeq, a predicted model, not a curated record